Molecule: messenger RNA, 2176 nt
Organism: Durio zibethinus
Lineage: Eukaryota; Viridiplantae; Streptophyta; Magnoliopsida; Malvales; Malvaceae
Biological process (GO): ribosomal large subunit biogenesis; ribosomal small subunit biogenesis
Cellular component (GO): nucleolus
Molecular function (GO): RNA binding; DNA binding
Source: RefSeq, a predicted model, not a curated record
AGCCGGUUCACGUGGCCCUAUAAAAGCGUAAAUUUUAAGGGCUUCGGCUUUUACCACUUACAUCCUCUCUGUCUAGGGUUUCCGUGGAAGUCUCCUUCUAGCCUUAAAAGAUGCGGAAGAAAAAGGAAAGAACUUUUAAUGAGCCCCAUUCGACAGUUGAUUUAAAAUCAAUGAUUCAUGAAAAUGCUUUGUUCUUUGACAAAUUGGUUGAGUUAAUCCCUGCAAGGUUUUAUCUACCGGAUGAAAAAGAUAAAGCUUGGUUUCAGGGUCUUAGCAAGGCCGAAAAGGCGUCUGCUAAGAAACAAUCUAGAGAAAACAUUAAGAAAGCUAGGAGAGAUAGGUUAGAUCCCGAGAAGUCGUCAAAAACGACUCUUGAUUUGUUGAAAGAGAAUUUGGAAAAGGAGAAAUUGAAUCAGGAGAGUGACGAUGAGGAAAUUGAGGUUAGGCCUAUGAUGUCUGAUUUAGAUGGUGGUGAGGAACGGUCGGUUACUUAUGAAGAACUUCGGCAAAGGCUUCAUAGGAAAAUCGAAGAGCUUCGUGGUGGAAGAAAUAAUGUUGGUUCACAUAAAGGGAAGAAGAAAAACGAGAGGAAUGAUAAGAAGGGUAAUGUUCAAAAGAAGCGAAAGAGGGAUAACGGAGCUGAAGAAAAGAAAGGUGCUACUAGUAAUGAUAUGGAGAAAGUAGAGAAGGAUGUGGAAGAGGCUGCAAAGGAACUUACUUUUAGUCAUGUUAAACUUGGGGAUGAGGAAAAACAUGGGAAGAAGAAGAGAAAACUUUCAACGCUCAAGGAGCUUGAAAAUGCAAUGAAAUUAGAAGAAGCUAGGAAAGAUCCUGAGAGAGGUGAGGUUAUCGCGAAGAAGCAUUCAUGGAAGGCAGCGAUGGACAGAGCUGCAGGAAUUAAGGUUCAUGAUGAUCCAAAGUUGUUGAAACAAAGUAUACAGAAGGAGAGGAAGAGGCAUCAGAAGAAUGUUGAGAAGUGGAAUGAAAGAGUUGAAACUACGGAGAAGUUGAAAGCAGAGAAACAACAGAAGAGAUCGGAGAAUAUAGCAGAUAAGAUUCACCAGAAGAAGAUGCGGCGGAUUGCAAAGAGGGAGAAGAAGCUGUUGCGACCAGGGUUUGAAGGUCGGAAGGAGGGUUUCAUUAAUGAAGGCUCAACCUAAGGUUGGUUUCUUUUAAUUUUUCCAUAGCCUGUGGCUUGGAUAUGUCUGUUUCUUGUUGAUAGGGUUGUCAUUAACAUCAUAUAUCUGUUACUACUUCUCCUUUCCCUUCCUUUUUCCACCUAGAGAAAGUGGAUGAAUGUUAUUUAAGAACUGAAUUUGGAUUAAUAUAACACAAAAUGUUUGGUUCUGAUUGUUUAUGGCCUCAUUUGUGCCCUUUGACAAUAAUCUCCUACAAGCUUCAGCUUACAUUAUAAUCUCAAUUUGUAGCGAUGCUAAAAUGACUAUAUAUUAUUGUAACAAAUGAAAAAACUAACAUUUGCUAAUCGUUUGAAUGUUUCAUUUAGUCAUAUUGAUAAAAGAAACUGUUGCAAGAUUGGAUCAAUGUGGAAUAGUAUGCUUCUUACUCUCACUAGUCCAUAAAUCUUGGAAAAACAAGAACAAAAAAUUGUUAUUGCUGGCAUAUUGUUGACAACCUUGGCUUAUUCCCUAGGUGGUUGAGGCAUUUGCCUUCUAUUGAAAGGCAUCAUGUGGUUAUUGUGAAAAUGAAAAGAGUGCUAAUAGAUAAUCAAGAAAACCAUUACCAUUACAUUCUUUUAAUUGGAUCUAAAUUCUCUGUUAGAUUCUUUUUAACUCCCAUGAACAUCCUGAAUUAUUCUGGAUAGACAUGCUUUAACUCUCUUUGUUUGUCACCAAUCUUCCAAAAUAGUUGAUUUUUUUUUAUAAUCUGGAAUAUAUAUUUUUUCUUGUUUCAUAGGUGAGAUCUUUGGCAUGUAAUUUGGGCAUUCAAAAAGAAGAAGUUGAAGUGUGGAAUUGGAAGGGAUUAUCCCAAUUUCACCCUUAAAAUGGCUCUUUUUAACUUCUGUUUCUAAACAUAGAACUUUUAAAACUUGCAGAAAGGAGCAACUAGUUUUCUAUUGCAACUUGAUUUCUGUAAUCCAGGUAAAAAUAUCUUAGGCUAAUAUUCUUUGAUGAGUCACUCUUCUGAUCAAGUCUAACAAUUGAUGAUGUUUAAUGUG